AUGCGAAGAGAGGAAAAAAGCUCCGGCACCUCGACAAACGGCUUCUUCCCGCCCAUUCUGGCACGCAAUGGUAACUACUAUGCUUGGGGCGGUGAGACAGGUCGCAUGGGCCGUUUAGAGAAUGGAGAUCUUUAUGAGAAUGGGUAUGAGAGCAUCUAUGAGAACAACGUGGGAAAUUAUUUUGCCUUUGGACCUAUGGACAACAUACAAGAGAUGGAUUUGGAAUAUGGACCGCAGUUGGAAAUGGUUGAUGGUUCCCCAACGGGCCUUGUGUACGGUUUGAGGGGUUCGUACGGCCCCUUUUAUGGUAUGGGGGGCUCUUAUGGCUCCACGCAUCGGCCACACACGGAGCUUGGCGUGGUGGUCAAUUUGCAAGUUCCUUACUCCUUCACUUUUCCGUCGAAUCUUGGUUAUGGGAGUUCAACCAUCCGGUUAAUGAGCGAUAAAAAUGAUGAACCCGGUUCCCUUUCUGCUCCAGCAAGCCCCCCGAAUACCCCGACGCAAAUAAGUCCAGAAUCACAGUCGAUUUGGGAGAAUCUCUCCCCUGAGUCUGUUAAGAUCUUUUUUCCAGGAAGAUGUGCUGAGAGUGAGCCUGUUUUUAGCACAGGGGGCGGUGAGACGAAGAUGGAGGUGACGUUGUCUGACUUGGAUGAAUUGGAAUCGAUUGUAUGGGCCUCCCAAUCUCCGGCAGAAGAGAAAGACACCCGCAUAAAGACGCUUGUGCUUGUCGAGAAGGACGAGGACCUGACGACUGCAAGCGCCGCAUUGAAGGUUGAUGGCGAUACCAUCACGUUGAAGCAGAUGAAGUACACUCCAGACGAGGUCAUAAUUACGGACGGAGAAAGUAAGAGAGAGAUUCAGUCAAAUCUCGUCUCCAAUAUGGUCGACGGUUUUUUGCUUGGUCACAAUGCAGCACUUCUGGUCUCAUGGGACGCAAGGGCGCCAGCGGCACCGGACAGACUGGUGCUGUCGACGCUGAAGCUUAUUGUAGCGCGGCUCGAGGCGCGCGAGAAGAGUGCGGAUAGGCAGGUUUUCAUGUCGUUGACCCUGGAUUCUUUGCACGGGAAUAACGUACGAGAUCUACUCUCUUCGAACACCCCGACAACUGCCGGGCCGGCAAUUUUGUUUGGACGCUCCCCCAUUUUGGGUUCGAUAGUUCUCGACACCACCGCCGUGGAUAUCAAGACGGCCGAAGACUGCGAAAGGCACAUGAAAACCGCCAACGACAAGAGGACCGACGUGGAUCGGCUUAUUCUCGGGACAUUGCUGUUGAGGCAAUGGGACAGGAAGGAGAGGGAUGUACUUCUUUCUUCGCUAACGAUUGCCAUUUCAGAAGACGGGACAAUACCUUUUGUGGACGUGGUGCGGAGGUGUGCGGCCAAAACUGCCGAGCCUCUUUGUUGCGCCAUUAACGGACCCUGCAUUUCAGUCCACGCUCUCUGCAUAUAUGAAACGAACAUCAUUUGUGAGGAAAUGCUGCGGCACGCAGAGGAGAUUGGAAAGAUGACGAAUAAAUCCCCACACAGCGGCAGCGUACUUCAUUUUAUUGAGGCAGUUGAGGCGCAUCAGGUUGAAUUGAAUAAAAAGGCACAAGAAUCCAACACAAAUAGCCAUGGAUUUGCUUGCUUCCUUGAAAAAAGUCAUUAA
This is a messenger RNA of Trypanosoma cruzi, 1647 nucleotides long. RefSeq lists its product as uncharacterized. The record is from RefSeq and is a predicted model, not a curated record. Lineage: Eukaryota; Euglenozoa; Kinetoplastea; Trypanosomatida; Trypanosomatidae. The transcript has a single exon. Bases 1 to 1647 code for a protein of 548 amino acids.